CAUAAUAACCAUGUACCAUGUGUCCCUCUUACCAGGAUGUAUAAUUCAUGAGGGUGGACUUUUAAAAAAGAAUUUUGUAUUUCUUAUUACAUUGUAGACCCCUGAUAAAUAUUCAUUAAAUGUGAAUGAAUAAAGAAUCAGCACACCUAGUUCUCCAACCAGUAUUAUCACGAAUAACUCUGCAACCAAGGCAAAGAGCCUUUAUCUCAUCCAUGCCUUAUGUGUGCACCUAACACAGGUGCAGUAGAGUGGCUUCCCUACUUCAAGGUCUAUUUCAUCAACUGAAAGAAAAGCUGGGAAUGAAAAUCUGAAGAAGUACACGCCCUUAUUUUGACUUAUGGAAAUUACUGGUUUUGUGUACCCAUCUUGGCUUUUAAACAGGAUGUGAACUCCUAGAGCCCAAGGACAUAACUAUAGAUCCAUAUUGCCUGUCACGUCUAGCAAAGUGGCUAAUGAGGAAAUGCUCUAACCUCUGUUGCUAACUGGGGAAAUUUGAGUUAUUUGGAAGAGUGCGGAUAGAUUGUCUAAAGCCCUGUAUGUGUAAGUGUGGGAGUGACGGAAGAGUCAGUGCCCUCUUGUGAUCACCUCCCCUCAUACACACACCUAAAACAGUGGGAUGGAACUGUAGAGUGUUAUGCUAAGUGAAAUAAGUCAUACAGAGAAAGACAGGUACCAUAUGUUUUCACUCCUAUGUGGGUCCUGAGAUCCUGUGACACCCACAUGGACAUGGAGAUACUGUCCCCUGCCUGCUAAGCCCCAGGGGCCUCAGUUCAUACUCCCACAGUCUGUCCCCAUGGGCCUCCUAGGCAGUGCUAUAAAUAGGCCUGUGAAAGGGAGAGCCAGCUCCAGCUGCGCUCUCUCUCAGUAGGACUGCAUGGUUUUCAAGCGAGUGCACUCUCGCCUGGGGUCAGGAAGCCAAAAUUCCUGCCAUCCUAAGAGACCUUGAGGACACCAUAACUGUCUCAUGGAAGGAGGGGAAAGCCCCUUUGUCCAACCCACAUCUUCAUGGGCCGAGAAGAAAUGUCCCAGAGCACUGGCUGACAGUCCAGAAAGGCAAGUAAGAGUGAAUGCAACAGCCACAUUCAGACCCAAAGAGAAGCUGAAAUUGGUCCUAGACAGAGGUCACUUUAGGCAGAAGGCCAGACAACAUGGGAGAGAGACAUGAGGUCUUCUGGGAUAGGUAACUGGGGAGACAAGAUAAUGGUUCAAAGUCUUAGACUGUUACCAGCAAAGCAGAAAAGAUGCCCUGCGGAAAGAGGAGUCAGGAAAGGAUCCAACUCUGUGGCCAACAGAGACCCUUAUAUCUGUGGGUACUCACAUAGUAACAUGUGCAAGAGGCUUUGGGAAAGGGGAAAUAAAUUACUGUGUUCCCCCUACUCCCCCUCCAUGACUUUUCCUUCAUUUGGGGCCCCAUUUCUCUUGGAAACCAAGGUCCAAUGAGCUGGCCUCCCUCCAGGGAAGUUUCCUUAGCAUUACCCAUACUUUUCAGCCUGACUUGUUUCGAUUUCUGAAUCUCCCACCCCAAGCUACCUAUGAUAGAUACAUAGAUGACUGGAUGGAUACAAGACAUAAGCUAUCUUUCAUCUCAUUGAAGGAUGCAAUUAUCUGUCUAUGAAAAGGUCUUUUCAUUCUCUGACAGAGGCUUGGGGCUAAGUUUAGGAUUUCAUAUUUGCCAAGGAGAGUAGCUAUUAUUUCUUUGCAUAGGAUCUGAGGAUAGGGAGAAGAGAAAAUAGUGGUCAGAGGUAUGAAUUUGUGAUCUUUGACUUGAGAAUUUUGUGACCUUUGACUUGAAUUUGUUCUCCCUUGCUUAUCCACAAUGAGGAUAAUACAAGUCACAUCUUUUAGUUCCCAUUUUAUCACACAAUAUUUUAAGACUGCUGGUCUCCAAACCCUCCCCCUUAAAGCCAAAUAAAAGAGAGACUCCCAGUUGCAGUAAGGACUCAGAUUAGGAGUGAAGAAGAAUCCUGAGAAAAUGAACAGGUUUACCUAACUAUCACUGAUGAAGACACCUGCAGAAUUUCCCAAAAUUCAGAGGCCCUACCUCUUGAAGCCAAGUCUUUGGCUUGUUAGAAACAAUUAGCUCUAAAAACCAGGGCACCUAGGGAGCCUAGCAGGGGAAAGUGUUUGAUGAGGUCAAAGCCCAGGUGUGUGGGUGGGAGGGCAGGGGCAGAGCCAGUGGGGGGCAGGACAGGGCUUCCAAAAGCAACAAGUUUCCCCUAAUAUGAAUGACUUGUUGGCAGAGGUUCCAAAAAAGACAAAGCUCUAGGAGGGUUAGGUCUCAACCUAAGAUCUCCUUGGGGUAAGGAAUAUGGCCUUGGAGGCAGCUGUCUUAUGUGGAGAUACACAUCAGCCAGGAAUAGAGAGAAGAGCCUUCACAAGGGACAAUGCCAGGCAGCUAGGAUCUGUUGGAGGCCACAUACCUUCAUCUGCUGGAAGCCAGGACCUUCAUCCCCAGAUAAGUCAGUGGAGGGAACUACUCCCAAAGGAGUUUCCUUAUUUUCCUCAAUAGAUUGACUUGUGGGCCUCUUUUCCUUAGUGGUUUUUUUUUUUUUCAUUUUUAGAAAAUUCCUGUUUUUGUGUUUCUUUCUUCCCUUGCUGGCCUUAGACCUAGGGACCUAAAAUCCUGGAAGUCUGAAGGAAAAAAAAAAAAAACCCAAAACCUAUCCCCAUUGUCUUGGUAUACCCAUUAAUCCCUUCUCUAAUUCCUACUUAAUGUUUAAAAACAAAAGGAUCAUUUCUCUUCCCCUCCCAUGCAUUAAAUGCACACUUUAUGCUAACACUUAUCCCAAAAUUCUAAUAAUUUUGUUACUUGUCUAUCUUCCACCAUAGACAAGGCAUCUGAAGGGCAAAAGAUAUGUCUUUUAUCUCUGUGUCAUGAGCAUCUAGAAAAUUGCCUUGUACAUAGUAGAUCAUAUAAGUAGAUGCUUAUAAAAUGAAUGAACAAUUGAAGGAAAGGAAGGGAAGGAGAACACACCUGUAAAGGGGUUCCCAAUAGGGUAUCUGUUAACACUUAUCUGAGAAAAGGACCACCCAGUAUCCAGACAAUGAAGGUGUGGGCCAGGAGUCUGAAGGAAUUUGGAAAGGAUACAUUUUGGGAUAAGCAUUGUUCUCCCCAGGUUCCCUUUAAAAAAUGUAAACGGACCUUGGGAAUAGUAACUGAUAAAUGAAUUUUUUUAUGUUUAUUUAUUUUUGAGAGAGAAAGCAUGAAUAGGACAGGGACAGAGAGAAAGGGAAACAGAGGAUCAAAAGCGGACUCUCCACUGACAACAGUGAGCCUGAUGUGGGAUUCGAAAUCACCAACUGUGAGAUCAUGACCUGAGCCAAAGUCAAACACUCAACCAACUGAGCCACCCAGGCUCCCUGAUAAAUGAAUUUUAACUACCAUUUUCCCUUUGGAAGAGGACUUUAGAGCUUAUGAAAGAGUGUAAAUGGCUUGGAAGAGUGGGAGGAGACAGUAGGAGAGGGAGAGCUGAGAAACAUUCAGUUUCCAGGAUUCCAGGGCUGGUCUCUCUGAUUGUGCUCCAUGUCCUAGCAGGCUAGCUGGCUGCCAGUGUGACCUCACCCUCUCCAGUGCCCCCUACUCAGUGCCAGCUAUGAGUUCCUGCAAUUUCACACAUACCACCUUUGUACUCAUUGGUAUCCCCGGAUUAGAAGAAGCCCAUUUCUGGAUCGGCUUCCCCCUGCUUUCAAUGUAUGCUGUAGCAGUGUUUGGAAACUGCAUCGUGGUGUUCAUCGUAAGGACGGAGCGCAGCCUGCAUGCUCCCAUGUACCUCUUUCUCUGCAUGUUGGCAGCCAUUGACCUGGCAUUGUCCACAUCCACCAUGCCCAAGAUCCUCGCCCUCUUCUGGUUUGAUUCCCGGGAGAUUACCUAUGAUGCCUGCAUUGCCCAGAUGUUUUUUAUUCAUGCCCUCUCAGCUAUUGAGUCCACCAUCCUGCUGGCCAUGGCCUUUGACCGUUAUAUAGCCAUCUGUCACCCACUACGCCACGCAGCAGUGCUCAACAAUACAGUAACAGCCCAGAUUGGCAUGGUGGCCGUGGUCCGUGGAUCCCUCUUCUUUAUCCCACUGCCUCUGCUCAUCAAGCGGCUGGCCUUCUGCCACUCCAAUGUGCUCUCACACUCCUAUUGCGUGCACCAGGAUAUGAUGAAGUUGGCCUAUGCCGACACAUUGCCCAAUGAGGUCUAUGGUCUUACUGCCAUUCUGCUGGUUAUGGGCGUGGAUGUCCUCUUCAUCUCCUUGUCGUAUUUUCUGAUUAUACGAACAGUUCUACAACUGCCUUCCAAGUCAGAGCGGGCCAAGGCUUUUGGAACCUGUGUGUCACACAUCGGUGUGGUUUUAGCCUUCUAUGUUCCUCUCAUUGGACUCUCAGUGGUUCACCGUUUUGGAAAAGGCCUUGACCCCAUCGUGCAUGUUCUUAUGGGUGAUGUCUAUCUACUUCUGCCUCCUGUGAUCAAUCCCAUCAUCUACGGUGCCAAGACCAAAAAGAUCAGAACUCGGAUGCUAGCUAUGUUCAAGAUCAGCUGUGACAAGGACCCUCAGGCUGUGGGAAGCAGGUGAUCUUUACCACUUUUCCUUAUCCUUAGUGGCUUGACAUAAUGAUUUCCUAAUACUAGCUUAUUUCUAGUUGCCUAUUUAAUGAUUUUUCCUGCUGUGGCCUCCAAAUGCUACCUCUGCUUGGGAUGAAAGUUUGGAGGCUACCAUGAUUACCUUUCAUAGGAAAUUAGUUUUUAUUAAUGAAAAUUCACAAUUUUGGGAUAUAAAUUCUUGAGCAUCACAGCUGAUGGUAUAAUUGGCAAUAUGUAGCAAGAAAUUUUUAAAACUUAUAUGCUUUAAUGCUUUCUCACUUUUGGAAAUUUAUCCUAACAAAAUAUCCCUAAAUGCUGAAAGCAGUUUUUCAUAAAAUACAUUGGCUACACCACUAUUAAUCAUAUACUAAAGAUCACAGGAUAUAAUAUAUAAAAGUAAGGAAUAGUAAAUUUGAGUAUGGUCCAUUUAUUUAAUGAAAUAUAUGUGGAACAAUCCAUAUUAAAAGAAUAUUAUGUGACCUUUAAAGACUCUGCUAUAAAAUGAAACAUGCAUAUAAUGUUAAAAAUAAAAUAAAAAGGACACAUGAUUGAAAUUAACUUGAAAAGCAAUCUAUGCCUUCAAGGAAAUGUGCUCAAAUUAGUGACUCAUUUUAGUUUUGACUUUCUAAAUUUAUUUAUUAUGGAUGUCUUGUUUAAAUGACAUGUAUAACUUUCAAAAUGAAGAAAAUGAAACUGACAAUUUACACAAACCUAAGCUUGUCAAAGACCUCAUUGUUGGUUUACUAUGCAAUAUCUGAAAAUUUAUCUAAGCCCUACACAAUAAUGCUAAUGAACAUGUCUUAAGUGCUUACCAUGUUCUAGGCACUAUACUAACUGCUUUAGAGAUUUUAUCUGAUCUUCACAACAAUUUUGGGGAGUAGGUACCAUUUUUGUCCCCCAUUACAAGUGAGAGAAAUGAGCCUUUCAUUAACAAGAUAACUAAGUCAUAGUUUGUGGGUGCUGUGCCAAGAUGUGAAAUUGAGUUUGAUAACCAAAUAUAGUUACUUAAUUUCCACAUUAUAUUGCUUCCUGUUUAAUAUAUUCCAUUUAUUUCUUCAGCCUGUGCAAAUCCUGUUUUCUCUCUGCUGUGUGUCUUCUAAGAUGAGUGACUUUGUGUUGAGAGAUAACCCUGCCCUCAUGAGCAACAAAUCCAGAUUGCUCUUCGUGAUUUAUAGUCACCUUUCAUGUUCUACAGCCUGUUUCUUUCCAGAUUAAGGGGGAGUAUUUUUGUCUACUUAUAGAUUACAUCUUCUCACCCAUAUCUCCCUUUUGUCAGUAUAUCCUGUAUCUUUUAAACAUUUCAUAUGUGUGGGUUUUAACUUAAGUAUAAGACAAUAAAAUUUUAUUUUAAAUUUUGCUAAAUGUUAUGCCUACUGUUUUUAUAUUUAUAGAAUCCUAUAAAUUCAGAUUUGAAGAUGCAGGAGA
This is a messenger RNA of Acinonyx jubatus (cheetah), 5989 nucleotides long. RefSeq names its product olfactory receptor 51E2. The record is from RefSeq and is a predicted model, not a curated record. Lineage: Eukaryota; Metazoa; Chordata; Mammalia; Carnivora; Felidae. Gene Ontology annotation, molecular function: olfactory receptor activity; G protein-coupled receptor activity. Gene Ontology annotation, biological process: G protein-coupled receptor signaling pathway. The transcript has a single exon. Gene Ontology annotation, cellular component: membrane. The coding region runs from base 3594 to 4556 and encodes 320 amino acids.